Messenger RNA from Drosophila navojoa, 462 nucleotides. Its product is annotated as troponin C-like. The record is from RefSeq and is a predicted model, not a curated record. Lineage: Eukaryota; Metazoa; Arthropoda; Insecta; Diptera; Drosophilidae.
AUGAGUGCUGACGAACUCACCAAAGAACAAGUCGAGAUGUUGAAGAAGGCCUUCGACAUGUUCGACAAGGAAAAGAAAGGAUCCAUCAACACCUCCAUGGUCUCCACCAUCCUUAGGACACUCGGACAACAGUUCGUAGAAGCAGAGUUAAAAGAUCUUAUACAGGAAAUUGACGCUGACGGUAGUGGUGAGCUAGAGUUCGACGAAUUCUUAGCCCUCACCGCUAGGUUCUUGGUAGAGGAAGAUUCCGAGGCCAUGCAGGAGGAGUUAAGGGAAGCCUUUAGGAUGUACGACAAAGAAGGAAACGGUUACAUUAACGUCAGUCAACUUAGGGAGAUCCUCAAGGCUUUGGACGAUAAACUAACGGAAGAUGAGUUGGACGAGAUGAUUGCUGAGAUUGAUACUGAUGGUUCCGGAACCGUGGACUUCGACGAGUUCAUGGAGAUGAUGACAGGUGAUUAA